Messenger RNA from Chroicocephalus ridibundus (black-headed gull), 5846 nucleotides. RefSeq names its product lysine demethylase 5B (gene KDM5B). The transcript has 27 exons. Gene Ontology annotation, cellular component: nucleus; chromatin. The coding region runs from base 561 to 5111 and encodes 1516 amino acids. Gene Ontology annotation, molecular function: histone H3K4me/H3K4me2/H3K4me3 demethylase activity; DNA binding. Gene Ontology annotation, biological process: regulation of DNA-templated transcription; chromatin remodeling. The record is from RefSeq and is a predicted model, not a curated record. NCBI's taxonomy places the organism in Eukaryota, Metazoa, Chordata, Aves, Charadriiformes, Laridae.
GCCGCCGGCCCAUGUGCCGCUGCCCGAGGCGGCUCCAACGGCCCCGGGCGGCGCGUAACGAGCGGCGCGGAGCUCGAGAGCGCGGGGCUCGAGAGCGCGGGGCUGAGGGGCUUCCCCGAGCCGGCAGUGCUGGGGGGAGCGACCGCGAGAGAGGUCUGUAGGCCUGGGGCCGCGCACAAAGGUGGCCGGGAGCGGGGCCGAGGCCCAGCGGGCUGCAAGCAGUCUCUAGCGAGAGGCGCGGUGCCCGCCGUGCCCGGGCAGGGUCCUGAGAGCGGCUCCAGCCUGCGCUGGGGGGAGCCGCCGCCGGGCAGAGCGCUGUCCCCGGGUUCCGACGCCCCCUCACAAAGGCGCGUGACGGGGCGGGGCGGCCACCGCCCCCUCCCCCCGCCCAGGCCGGGGCGGACUCUUUUUCUCUCGCUCCUUACCCCCCCUCUCCCCGUUCCACCCCCCCCCCCCCCUCCCGGCGGAGGCGCACGUCCCGUUCCAGCGGCGCUCGGCGGCCCAGUGGCUGUUAGAGGAUUGUUCGGAGCGGCAGCGGCGGAGCAGACCCGGCCCGGGCCAUGGCCGAGUUCCUGCCCCCGCCCGAGUGCCCCGUCUUCGAGCCCAGCUGGGAGGAGUUCGCCGACCCCUUCGCCUUCAUCCACAAGAUCCGGCCCAUCGCCGAGCAGACCGGCAUCUGCAAGGUGCGGCCGCCGCCGGACUGGCAGCCUCCAUUUGCGUGUGAUGUCGAUAAGCUUCACUUUACACCGAGGAUCCAGAGGCUCAAUGAACUAGAGGCCCAAACUCGUGUAAAGCUGAAUUUUCUGGACCAGAUUGCAAAGUUUUGGGAGCUUCAAGGAUGUACGCUGAAAAUUCCACAUGUGGAGAGGAAGAUCUUGGAUUUAUUUCAGCUUAACAGACUAGUCGCAGAAGAAGGAGGAUUUGAUGUAGUUUGCAAAGAGAGAAAAUGGACCAAAAUAGCCACUAGGAUGGGAUUCGCUCCUGGCAAAGCCGUGGGUUCGCACAUCCGUGCACAUUACGAGCGCAUUCUCUAUCCUUACAACUUAUUCCAGUCUGGAGCGAGCCUGUUGUGCUUGCAGAAACCAGAUCUCACCAGUGACACAAAGGACAAGGAAUAUAAGCCCCACGAUAUUCCGCAGAGACAGUCUGUUCAGCCAUCUGAAACUUGUCCGCCUGCUCGUCGAGCAAAACGCCUAAGCGCAGAGGCAACCAAUAUUAAAACUGAAUCUGACGCUCCAGAAGCCAGAACUCACAACCUGAGACGUAGAAUGGGAUGUGCACCUCCAAAGGGUGAAAACGAAAAGGAAAUGCAUAGCACAGUGAAACUUCCCGAGAAGCGAGAACAUGCUGGGGAGCCAGAGAAAGACAAAUCCAAAGUCCGAUCUAAAAAACCCACUAAUGCUGUGGAUUUGUAUGUCUGUCUCUUAUGUGGCAGUGGUAACGAUGAGGACCGUCUCCUGUUGUGUGAUGGCUGUGAUGACAGUUACCAUACUUUUUGUUUAAUUCCACCCCUUCAUGAUGUUCCCAAAGGGGACUGGAGAUGUCCCCAGUGUUUGGCUCAGGAGUGUAACAAGCCUCAAGAAGCAUUUGGUUUUGAACAAGCAGCAAGAGACUAUACACUUCGCACGUUUGGAGAAAUGGCAGACGCAUUCAAGUCAGACUAUUUUAACAUGCCAGUACAUAUGGUCCCCACUGAGCUGGUUGAAAAAGAAUUCUGGAGACUUGUUAGUACCAUCGAAGAGGAUGUGACAGUAGAAUAUGGAGCUGAUAUUGCUUCAAAGGAAUUUGGCAGUGGCUUCCCAGUUAGGGGUGGGAAAUUUAAAGUUAGACCGGAAGAAGAGGAAUACCUUGAUAGUGGCUGGAAUUUAAACAACAUGCCUGUGAUGGAGCAGUCUGUUCUUGCUCACAUCACUGCAGACAUAUGUGGAAUGAAAUUACCCUGGCUAUACGUAGGAAUGUGCUUUUCUUCAUUUUGUUGGCAUAUAGAAGACCACUGGAGCUAUUCGAUUAACUAUCUGCAUUGGGGGGAGCCUAAAACGUGGUAUGGAGCCCCAGGGUAUGCAGCUGAACAGCUGGAGGAUGUAAUGAAGAAGCUUGCUCCAGAGCUAUUUGAAUCUCAGCCAGAUCUCUUGCACCAACUUGUCACCAUAAUGAACCCGAAUACUUUGAUGGCCCACGGAGUGCCUGUUUAUCGAACCAAUCAGUGUGCUGGAGAGUUUGUGAUCACCUUCCCAAGAGCUUAUCACAGUGGCUUCAAUCAGGGUUUCAAUUUUGCUGAAGCUGUGAACUUCUGCACAGUUGACUGGCUACCAUUGGGUCGCCAAUGUGUGGAACAUUACCGUCUGCUAAACCGUUACUGUGUGUUUUCUCACGAUGAGAUGAUCUGUAAAAUGGCUUCCAAAGCAGAUGUUCUUGAUGUUGUGGUAGCAUCUAUGGUUCAGAAAGACAUGGCUAUUAUGAUUGAAGAUGAGAAGAGGUUGCGUGAGAAGGUUGAUAAACUGGGAGUGACUGACUCGGAGCGAGUGACCUUUGAGCUGUUUCCUGACGACGAGCGACAGUGCUUAAAGUGUAAAACCACCUGCUUCAUGUCUGCUGUUUAUUGUCCGUGUAAACCUGGGUUAUUGGUGUGCUUGUACCAUGUUGAGGAUCUCUGCUCCUGUCCCAUCUACAAGUAUAAACUGGGGUACCGCUACACCCUGGAGGAGCUGUAUCCGAUGAUGAACGCACUAAAGAUGCGUGCGGAGUCAUACAACGAAUGGGCUUCCAAUGUUAAUGAAGCUCUGGAGGCAAAAAUUAACAAUAAAAAAAGUCUCGUCAGUUUUAAGGCUUUGAUAGAAGAAUCAGAAAUGAAAAAGUUUCCUGACAAUGAUCUACUGCGACACCUCAGACUGGUUACGCAGGAUGCAGACAAAUGUGCCUCGGUGGCACAGCAGCUUCUUAAUGGCAAAAGACAAACCAGGUACCGCUCCGGAGGAGGAAAGUGUCAAAACCAGCUGACUGUGAACGAGCUCCGGUUGUUCGUGAGGCAGCUGUACGCUCUGCCCUGUGUCCUCAGCCAGACACCGUUACUGAAGGAUCUUCUUGAUCGUGUGGAAGCUUUUCAACAGCAAAGCCAAAAACUGCUUUCUGAAGAAAUGCCGAGUGCUGCAGAACUUCAGGAGCUGUUGGAUGUCAGCUUUGACUUUGACGUUGACCUACCCCAACUGGCUGAACUGCGGAUACGUCUGGAACAGGCGCGCUGGCUCGAGGAUGUGCAGCUGGCUUCCUCAGACCAAAACUCUCUUACUCUAGAUGAUAUGAGACGCCUUAUAGACUCAGGUGUUGGACUCGCUCCCUACCCAGCAGUUGAGAAAGCGAUGGCGAAGCUGCAGGAGCUCCUUACUGUCUCUGAACACUGGGAUGACAAAGCCAGAAAUCUGAUAAAGGCCAGACCACGGCAGUCACUGAGCAGUCUGGUGGCAGCAGUGAAAGAAAUAGAGGAGAUCCCAGCCUAUCUCCCGAACGGCGUCGCGCUGAAGGACGCAGUGCAGAAGGCCAAGGACUGGUUGCAGGAAGUGGAAGGUCUGCAGGCUGGAGGACGCGUGCCUGUGCUGGACACGCUAGCGGAACUCGUCACGAGAGGUCGAUCUAUCCCAGUGCAUCUGGACUACCUGCCGAGGCUGGAGUCCCUGGUGUCCGAAGUUCAGGCGUGGAAGGAGUGUGCAGCGAACACGUUUCUGUGCGAGAACUCCCCUUAUUCUCUUCUGGAGGUCUUAUGUCCCCGCUGUGAUAUUGGAAUGCUGAGUCUGAAGAGGAAGCAGAAGAAGCUGAAGGAGGCAGUGCCGAGUGGAAAGAAGAAAAGCACUAAGCUGGAGACUCUGAGUGACUUAGAAAGAGCGCUCUCCGAGAGCAAAGAUACUGCGUCUGCGAUGGCUACGCUUGGGGAAGCCCGAUUAAAGGAGAUGGAAGCGUUGCGUUCUCUGCGAGCAGCAAACGAAGUCAAGGUGCUGUCUAGUGAAGAGGACGCAGAACUGAAAGUCUGUCUGUGCCAGAAGGAGCCGGCUGCUCCCAUGAUCCAGUGUGAACUCUGCAGAGGGUUCUUCCAUACCGGCUGUGUUUCGGUGCCCAACGUUUUGCAGGGACCUCGUGUAUGGCUCUGCCCACACUGUCAUCGAUCAGAAAAGCCACCCUUAGAAAAGAUCUUGCCAUUGCUGGCCUCCUUGCAGCGUAUCCGUGUGAGGCUUCCUGAGGGGGAUGCCUUACGGUAUAUGAUCGAGAGAACUGUGAACUGGCAGCACAGAGCACAACAAAUGUUAUAUUCAGGGAACCUAAAACUUAUACAAGACAAAGUUGGCUCAGGAUUAUUGUACAGCAGAUGGCAAGCCACAGCAGGCCAAUUGCCAGAGACAAACAAGGUUUCCCAGACAAUUGGAGCAAUGUCGUUCUCCAUGCCUCAUGACUGGGAUAACAGAACCAUAUAUUUGCAUUCUCCAUUUUCGACAGGACAGCACUGCAUCCCACUUCAUGUCGUUAGCACGGAGCUGGACGAGCUGAUGAUGGAAGCCCAGCUGCUACAGGUUUCUCUGCCUGAAAUACAGGAGCUGUACCAGAUCCUGUUCACAAAGCAAACGGAGCAGAGAUCACCCGUUGGAGCGGCAAGUGAAAAGAACGAAUGCUGCAGAGGAAAAAAGGAUGGAAUUAGUUACACGGAGAGAAAACUAAAGCGGCGUUUUGAGAGAGAGAGCUUCUGUGAUGAGAAGAGAGCAAGAGUAAAAAAAAUGAGAACACCCAAAAAGAAGAAACUGAAACUGAAUCACUCAAAGGACGUCUGCACUAACAAACUGGAGAGAGAGCGGGAGCGUCUCUUUGAGAUGCAGCGUUCCAGUGAAAACCACUUGCUUCCCUCAGACAUGUCGUUCUCUGAGCAGGAGGACUCUGAGGAUGAAGACGCCAUCUGCCCUGCUGUGAACUGUCUGCAGCCUGAGGGAGAUGAGGUGGAUUGGGUCCAGUGCGACGGCAGCUGCAACCAGUGGUUCCACCAGGUGUGUGUGGGCAUCUCUCCAGAAAUGGCAGAGAAGGAGGACUACAUCUGCGUCAGCUGCACUGGGAAGGACUCUCAGUAUCGGAAGUAAAACUCCCCAUAAACCAUUCAGGACUUGAAUAAAGAAGGUUAUCAGAGUUUUCCAAUAACGCCACAGGGGCUGGUUUAAGAACCAGAUUGCAAAUGGUGCUACUUCUAUCCUUAUGGGAUCAUUUUCCAGAACUCAAAACGAUUUUUGACACUUUUGUAUUUUUCCCUUGAUCUGUUUGUGGUUGUUGAGGUUUGAGAUGCUGACUGUUUAGCAGGGGUUUCCACCAAUUUGGAAGGCAUUUGAAACACGCACCUUUUAUUGUACAGCAUUAAAUUACCUCUCUGGGAUUUACCGGCGUAUUUAAUUCAGCUUGGUUGAGGUGCAAAAAAAACCUGCACCACGAAUUUUCCAAUAAGUCCUCUUUUGAGGAAAUCCCUGUUUACUCUGUUAAUUCUUUGGAGACUUUAGUUUUUUUCCACUUUGUUUUUCGUAGACUAGGUUUAUUUAUCUGAGCAAUAACUUCUAUGUCUGGUUUCAGUGACUGGAAUGACAAUUCUGAACAGCGUGUUGCUUCUAGCAUUGGUUGAUGUACAGAAAGCGAAUGUUAGACCCUAGUGUCACUGAUGGCCCAGUGACGUAGAAGACAGGAAAAAAAAAAAAAAAGCUCUGUAAAGUAAUUGCCACAGCUGUAUUUUGGCUUUCUCCUUUUUUGGGUAGCUUGUAUCAAAUGUUGCAGUUUAUAUUGUGGAAUAAACCCCUGGUUAUGUUAUAAAAUUAAAUGUUGGUGUUUUUAGA